CAUAACACAGUCCCAAGCCGCAGUCCUUGUUACGCAUUCAAAGCCUCAACAGACCCCGAUCUCUUUUCGUUGCUCAAUUUAUUUCUAUUUUCUUCUCUAGAAACCAAUCUUUCGCACUCUAUAUUCCUACUCACAAUUCACCAUGUCUCUCUCCAACAAACUCAGCAUCAGCGACCUUGAUCUCAAGGACAAGCGUGUCUUUAUCCGGGUCGAUUUCAAUGUCCCUCUAGACUCGGAAAAGAAGGUCACCAACACCCAGAGAAUAGCUGGCGCCAUUCCCACCAUCAAGUAUGCUGUCGAAAACGGUGCAAAGGCCGUUGUCCUGGCGUCCCAUCUCGGCAGGCCCGAUGGCAAGGCCAACCCCAAAUAUAGCUUGAAGCCCGUUGUCCCCGAGCUCGAGAAGCUUCUUGGAAAGAGUGUAACAUUUGCCAACGAUUGUGUGGGCCCCGAGGUUGAGGAGAUUGUCAACAAGGCUUCCGGCGGACAGGUCAUCCUUCUUGAAAACCUCCGUUUCCACGCUGAAGAGGAAGGCAGUAGCAAAGAUGCUGAGGGCAAGAAGGUCAAGGCAGACAAGGCAGAUGUGGAAAAGUUCCGUGCCGGCUUGACUGCCUUGGCUGAUGUCUAUGUCAACGACGCUUUUGGGACUGCUCACCGUGGUCACAGCUCCAUGGUCGGUGUCAAUCUACCCCAAAAGGCUGCCGGCUUCCUGGUCAAGAAGGAGCUCGAUUAUUUCGCCCAAGCUCUCGAAAACCCCAAGAGACCAUUUUUGGCCAUCCUCGGUGGUGCCAAGGUCUCGGACAAGAUUCAGCUCAUUGACAACCUGCUCGGAAAGGUAAACAUGCUGAUCAUCACGGGUGCCAUGGCUUUCACAUUCAAGAAAACCCUUGAAGGCGUCAAGAUUGGCAACAGCUUGUUCGACCAGGCUGGAAGUGAAAAGGUUGAGGGCAUUGUGGCAAAGGCGAAAGAGAGCAAUGUCAAGAUCAUCCUCCCCGUCGACUACAUCACUGCCGACAAAUUUGGCGCGGAUGCGCAAACGGGCUAUGCUACUGAUGCCGAUGGCAUUCCUGAUGGCUGGUUGGGUCUCGACGUGGGCAAGAAGAGUGUGGAGCUGUAUAAAGAGGCGAUCGGCGAGGCCCAGACCAUCCUCUGGAACGGUCCUCCGGGUGUUUUUGAAAUUGAAAAGUUUGCCAGCGGCACUAAGGACACUUUGGAUGCUGCCGUGGCAGCGGCGCAAAGCGGCAAGGUGGUCAUCAUCGGAGGUGGAGACACGGCCACAGUGGCAGCCAAAUAUGGAGUCGAGGACAAGUUGAGCCAUGUGUCGACUGGAGGCGGUGCCUCCCUGGAGCUUCUUGAAGGCAAGGACUUACCGGGGGUGUCUGCUCUGUCCAGCAAGUUGUAACCUGGUGUUUCAAUGCGGGAAGAGUGAAAUUCAGUCAAGCGAGCGCGUAUCCAAACCCCGAACCUAUGACGAGCAAGAAGAAAGUCACAUAAGUCUCGCUGUAUGAUAGUUUUAACGAGUUGCAGUUGCCGACCCAGGAAACCUUUCGGACCUGACUAGUGCAAUAUCUCUAUGGCCUCAAUAAACCCAAGAACGCCGUGCACAAUGCAACUUGAUUUGACCUUUGGUGAUGUAGACGAAAGCCUAUUUAUUUCCUUCGACCUUUUUAAGCUCCUCUCUGGUAUGCGUGGUCAGUGGUCGUGGCUAGG
Messenger RNA from Exophiala mesophila, 1707 nucleotides. Its product is annotated as phosphoglycerate kinase. Gene Ontology annotation, biological process: glycolytic process; gluconeogenesis. Bases 143 to 1399 code for a protein of 418 amino acids. Gene Ontology annotation, cellular component: cytosol. NCBI's taxonomy places the organism in Eukaryota, Fungi, Ascomycota, Eurotiomycetes, Chaetothyriales, Herpotrichiellaceae. The transcript is spliced from 2 exons. Gene Ontology annotation, molecular function: ADP binding; phosphoglycerate kinase activity; ATP binding. The record is from RefSeq and is a predicted model, not a curated record.